Molecule: messenger RNA, 5084 nt
Organism: Protopterus annectens (West African lungfish)
Lineage: Eukaryota; Metazoa; Chordata; Ceratodontiformes; Protopteridae
Exons: 5
Coding region: 43-4797 (1584 amino acids)
Biological process (GO): regulation of glycogen biosynthetic process
Cellular component (GO): protein phosphatase type 1 complex
Molecular function (GO): protein phosphatase 1 binding; glycogen binding
Source: RefSeq, a predicted model, not a curated record
ACUAGUUGCACUGUGCUCCUUCGCUUUAUACCAGGGAGAAAAAUGGAUCCCCUUGAAGAAACUAGAAGAUCAAGUGAGACUAAUUUUUUAGAAGUUCCAUCCUCAAAUGAGUUUUCUGUAGAUGAAGAAGAAGUAGAGAGUACCUUAACACCCAAGUUUUCCCCAGUUCCAAAAAGGAAAUGUUCUACUUUAGAUGAUUUGGAUGCAGAGGGUCCUGCAACUGUUACAAGGAAAGUGUCAUUUGCUGAUGCAUUUGGGCUUGAUCUUGUGUCUGUGAAGGAGUUUAACACUUGGGAUACUCCACAGAUACCUGCCACUGAAAACUCAGAGGAUGAAAAUGUGACUGUUGUCGAUGAAGGCUACUUUUUAACAUCAUCUAUUAUAUAUCCUCCCUGCCGUAGUGAUCUGAUGCAAGAAUUAUACAGAAAAAAAGUAGUUCUGGAAUCACUUGAGUUUCUUCCAGGGUCAGUAUCUGUGAAAGGAAUCAUCCGUGUUUUGAACGUGUCAUAUCACAAGCUUGUAUAUGUCCGUAUGACAUUAGAUGCAUGGAAAAAUUAUUAUGACCUUCCUGCUGAAUACAUACCCGAAUCUCAUGAUGGUGAAACUGACCAGUUUUUUUUUAAGAUUUCCUUUGUGCCACCCUACCUGAAUGAUGGAGCCAGUGCUGUGUUUUGCAUACGGUAUGAAUCCUCUGUUGGGACAUUCUGGGAAAACAAUGGUGGAGAGAAUUUUGUUAUUCUGUGUCACAAAAAGGACAGUCAGCAGGCGGUGCAAAUAGAUGAAGAUUCACAAGAUGAAGCUAUUGACAAAUCCAUCAAAAGCUGCCUAAAAACAGCCAUCAGUGGCAAAGAAGAUGCGGAAAUGGUGUCAGAGGAAGAAAUAGAUAAUUUGAAGACUUCAGAGUUACUAGUGCCAGAACUAUCAGCUGAAGAUACAGACAAAAUCCAGAAAAACCCAUACGGUGCAAAAAAACAACUUUAUGAAGACACUACAGAACACCUAAAAUUGUUGAUAUCUCAGUAUCUUGAGUCUGUGCGAGUAAGAAGUACUGAUGAAGACAAUGAGCAAAACGAUGAAAACUUCAAUUUUCAAAUUCAGAAUGAAGUAACAGAUAAUGAGAUGGCUCAGAAGGAUGCACUGUGUACAGCAGAAUCUCCAGUUCAGUAUGACAGUGCAGUGGCAUUAAAUUCUGAACAGAAUUUAUCUGAAAAUUUUGUUGAUAAUCAAACACACUUAAUAACAGAUACUGCAAAGGGUAACAUUGAAAGCUAUGAUGUGCCUCGGAAUGAAAAUGUUAAUUUGCCUCAAAAUGCUCUUCCUGAAAGAGACAAUGAGAACGCCUUAAUUGCACGUAAUGUGGAAGAAGGACAACGAAAUAACACAAGUGCUGUUGACAUAACAGACAAUAUAUAUUGUGAAACAUUGGUUACCGAACAAAUGAUGGAUAUCAGUAAAGUUAUAAGUGAUGCAGUUAAAGGUGAAGAAGAAAUAGCAGCUGCUGUUUUCUUCACAGGUGAUGGUGGUGACUAUCGUCAAAAUUUAGGGACAAAUGUCACAUUGGUUACUGAGCGGAUAAUAGAUCGUAAUCAAGAUCUUAAUCAAAUGCAGCAUGAAGUUGUUGAGUGUCAAGAAGACAACGCAAGUGCUGUUUACCUGAUCGAUAAUGAAGUAUGUUGUGAAACUGAAACACCAUUAACGUUGCAUGUUAGUGAGGAAGUAGCAGAUAUCAAUGAAGUAUGUUGUGAAACUGAAACACCAUUAACAUUUCACGUUAGUGACGAAGUAGCAGAUAUCAAUGAAGUAUGUUGUGAAACUGAAACACCAUUAACGUUGCACGUUAGUGAGGAAGUAGCAGAUAUCAAUGAGAUUGCAAUUGCUCUUGAUAAAGUUCAAGGAGAAAUAACAGCCGAGGACUCUAUAGCGGAAAGUUGUCAGAAUGAUUGGGCGCAGUCUCCAUUGGUUACUGAGGACACAAGAGACAGAAAAAUUACACCUGACAUAUUUGAAAUUCAGGAGGUUGGAACAGGGGAUAAGUUAAAGACAGAUGGCAAUGAAUUUUGUAAAUGCAAAGAGACAGCAAUCACAGUAAUUAAUGAAGAGACAGCAGAUAUGAAUAAAAUUAUAGAGGUUAUAAAUAAAAGUCAAGGAGAGAAUGAAGCUACUCCUAAUGUAGCAGAUGAUGGCGAUGUCCAUUGCAAAGGUGAAAGUUCAAAGGUUGGACUGGUUUCUGAAGCAGUAACAGAUAUCAGACGAGUAGCAUAUAAUGUUGAUGAAGGUCAGAGAGAUAAAGUAAGUGUUAUGUACAAGGCAGAUAAUGGUGCAUAUUAUGAAAGUGAAAUGACAAAAACCCAGUGGAUUACUGAGGUGGCAUCAGAUAUCAGUGAACCUGCUACUGAUAUGAAUGAAAAUAAUAUAAAUGGGGGUCACAAAGAAGAAGAAGAAGAAGAGGAAAAAGCUGUGAGUGUAGUUUGGGAAAAUGAGGGGACAAAGCCUCCUUUGAUUAAUGAGGAAGCUACACAAAUCACUACAAUUACACAUGAUACAAUUAAAGGUCAUGAAGAAAAAGAAAAUGUUUACAUGACAGACAAUGAUUUAUAUUGUGAAAAUGGAAUGAAAAAGGCGACACUAAUUACUGAGAAGGAAAUGGGUAUGUGUAAAGAGGACCACGAAUCUGUCGCACAACAGCACCAUCAUGCAGAUAUAAUUUGGGGUGCCAGUUGUAAGUCAAUCGUGGAACAGCAAUCCUUGCAAACUAACUUCAAGGCUACAGAACCAAUUACAGAAGAAGUAAAAAAUCAUAUGGAAGAACCUGUGCCUGUCCUUGAACAUUCGGAUUUGCAAAAUACACUGAACAGAAAUACUGAAAUGGGACAAGACACUGAUAAUCAGAGUAUACCUGCCAUGGACAUGUAUAUUGUUAGAAAAGAUACUCUGGUGGAUGAAACGAAAAUGGAGCUGAGUCACACAUCAAGAGACCCUGAUACUACCGUUAUGAAAGAUGCAAAUAUCUCAAACGUACCAUGCUAUUUGGUAUAUGAAAAGACUGCUGAAGCUUUUGUGUCAACACCACUUCAGGAAAGGAUCACGGAGUCUACUGAUUUCUCACAUAUGAAAGUUGCAGGGGACCUUGUUAGCAUAUCCAGUGCUCAGGGGUCAUCUGGUUUUCUUAAUGACAUGCAGGAUGAGCAAUUGCAUCUUUCUAGUGUUUCAAAGACCUCUCAGGAGAGUGCAUUAACAGAAACACAGAUAUUAGUAGAAAAUGAUGAAUGCCCUACUCAUGGCACAAUGCAAGUUCAAGGCAUUUUGUUGGAUUCUAAAGAUUUCACAUCGGUGACUUCUAGUGAAGACUUAAAUGUUAGUAACUCUAUUCCCAAUAUCAAUGAGAACUUAUAUGAAAAGAGGGAAAACCAAACAAGUGAUGAUGUGCUAAAGAAGGACCAAGGAAGUUAUCUUCUGGAAAGUCUUGAAAUGCAGCAGGGGGGAGUUCCAGAAAAAGUCAGUGAUCAUCAGAGUUAUACGGAGUUUGGAUCUACAACACUAACAGAUGGCAGAUCGAGAUCUGUUGCAGAAAGAGACAUUACAGACAUUAUUCAAACAUCUGAAAAAGAACAACCUUAUACAUGUGGUUCCACUGAAGCAAAUGAAGGACAAAUGCGUGUGUGUGUAACAAAGGAUGAGCGCAGCAUAACAUUUCAGAAAGAAAAUGAUUUUCGUGAACUGGAACCAGAGCUACGGCUGGAACCAGAGGCAACAAAAGAUAUUCAUGUGAAUGAGGAUUCAGUCCUUCAUGAACUUUGUGACACCAUUGAAUCCUCAGCACAUGCGGCUAAAGAUCACAUUGAAAAUGUUUCAGUGCUAAAGGAAAUAGAGGAUGUUUGUUAUGAAGAAAAUGCAUUCCUACGUUCUACUGCACCUGAUGAUCAAAGGGAAAAUCUGGUUUCGGAAGUUGAAUUACCUGAAUCCCUAGAUUCUAUGUUUAGAGAAGUUUCCAAAACAGAACGUUGUACAGAAGAAGACAGUAGGGAAACUUCUCUUAGAAAGGAUCACACUGAUACAGAUGUGUCUUGUUUUUCUGAUAAUUCACAAAUAACUGAAAUUUGCAGUUUUGAUGGCACAAGUUCAGCUGAAUUGUCAAAUGUAAGUGAUAAGAGCCUUCCUGAAGAAAAUUAUGAGGUAACACUGUCUUUUGGUGCAUUGCUUAAUGAUAAGAGUGCCCCAGAUAUCCUCGAAUCUCACGCUAUAAAACAUUCAUUGUCAGUCUUGGAGAAUGUUGAGGAACCUUGGACUUGUGAUGAACCUGCAUUACAUCUGAAACAAAUGAGUGGCAUUUCAGGUGACGAAAUGGACAUGUUUUCCAAAGAUCCACAUCAAGUACCCGAAAACACAAACCUUGCAGCAUUAAGUGAAACUAGGAACACAGAAAUGGAAGGUUUACCUGCCACAGUAUCAAGUGAAGAUAUAAAAGAUGUGUACAGAUACCAGAAGAAACUGGGUCCAGUGGUUUUAGUUAGUGAAUCUGUUGGUGAAGAUGAUGAAACUUGUGCCAUAUCUGCAGAAAUAAGCAAUCGUCAGAGUACAUCAGAAAUGUCUAUAGCUGAAAGUAACGAUUUUACAGUUAAAGAAUGUAAGUCUUUUAGUGAGGGCUUGAUGCGCAAAGAUACCAAACAUUUAGUGCUUAUUUUUCUUAUGUUUAUCAUUUUUAUUGCAACAGCCAGCCAUUAUGACUUUACGGCUUGUGUUAUACUUUAUCUUGUUUCUUUGAUUUUUUUGUACUGGGAGGGAGGACAAAGAAAAUAAUUUAUGAAAGAAUAAUAUAGGAUACUAUACCCCCUCCCCCAACAACUCUUCUACAGCCAUUACAAAGGAAAACAUCUAAACAAAGAAAUGCUCCAGAAAAUGUGUAGUGGUGUAACAACGUUGAUUCAUCCGAUGGACCAUUUGAAGAGAAAUAUGGAUAUUUCAUAUUUCACGUAUGUGAAUGGCAGAGGUACAUGGCAUGUUGGAAAUGUUGACAGCUAAUAAAGCUGAUUGCUGGACUUUAUACCUUAUUGGCUUUAAUAAAAAAAACAUGUUUUUCAAAAUCA